CCCAUUACAAAUAAGAUCAUUUUCACCUGAUUAUGUCUAUGCAUGCUUUUCAUGGUUCGCCAUAAGCACCUGAUUAUGUCUAUGGAUACUUUUCAUGGUUCGGUUUCGAUCAAGUUUGUGGCAACCGAUCAAUCUUAUUUUGAAGGAGGGAUAACCAUUCUUGGUGCCAUGUACUGGCGGUUACGGCUAUUACAUGCGAAGAAUUCUUUUUCUUUACCCAUAAAGUAGAACAAGAAAAGGCCGUGGUUUUUAUUUAUCAGCUGCACUUUUCUCUUAACAGAAUCCUCUACAAGUAGGUCCUUAAUAGUUCAUUUUCUAGCUGGUGCUAAAGCUAGUAGCAUUUUGCCUAUUUGUGUCAGUAACAGAAUUCUCCAGCCCCGUUUCUAACAGCAUUCCUGUAAUUUAUGUUGUAUUUCCAAUUUCCCAUCCUUUGACUCCACAAAAAAAUACUGAAAUCAUGCAGACAACACCUUUCCUUCUGCAAUCAGUUUAGAAGGUAUCCAUUCAAAGUCCAAAUAGGCAGAAAGUAUGUUUUCCACUAGAAGUAACGCGAAGGAAAGAAUUAUGUAGGUUGGAGUUGCUCAAUAGUGCAACUUAAAAAUUUCUAGUGAACAAUAAAAAGUCCAGGAAAUACAAAGUACGCAUUUACAAUUUGAAAGUAGAGUGUUUUUAGUUCAAUGAGAACAUGUUAUACAAACAAUUUCUCUUUAGUUGUCUGACCAAGCUAAAAUAAUUGGGUGAACAAGAUAUGUUAGUCUUCACACCUAAAGACUCUUGCAUUUGUGCAUGGAUUAGGGAAACAUCCAAUGGAGUUUUGCAAUUGAUUGUCCAGAUUAUGUUAGAAGGAAUAGUUCAGUUUGAUUUACUUGACAAAUUGCAACAUGACGAAAUUUAUAGUUGUCCGGUGCAUUUAAACGCCAAAGACUACUUCAUCAUGAAAUGUUAUAGAUUGCUUAGUGCUGAUAGAACAGAAUGUUCUAUACAGGGUUGUGAUGGUUCAGUGCUUCUUGAUGAUACUCCAAAUUUCAAAGGCGAGAAGAAUGCUUUGCCGAACCGAAAUUCAGCUCGAGGAUUUGAGGUCAUUGAGAGCAUUAAAGCAGAUGUUGAAAGAGCUUGCCCGUCAAUUGUAUCAUGUGCUGACAUAUUAGCUCUUGCAGCUAGAGAAGCUGUCAUUCUGUCAGAAGGGCCUUUCUGGCCUGUUUCCUUGGGUCGCAGAGAUGCAUUAACAGCAAGUACGAAAGCAGCAAAUGAGCAGCUACCAACGCCUUUUGAGUCUCUAGAUAACAUUGUUACAAAGUUUGCAUCAAAUGGUCUCGACUUAAGAGAUGUGGUAGUUCUCUCCGGAGCACAUACUCUUGGUUAUGCUCAAUGUUUCACAUUCAAGAGGAGACUGUUUGACUUCAAAGGGUCCGGUAAGCCUGAUCCCCUAUUGGAUGCUUCAAUGGUUGCAUCCCUGCAAGGCACUUGUCCAAAUGUAGACGAAUCAAAUAGCAAGCUAGCUCCUCUGGAUGUCCAGACGGUUUACAAAUUCGAUAAUGCAUAUUACAAAAACCUGAUGACCAACACGGGGCUUCUGGAAUCUGAUCAAGCAUUAAUGGGGAAUCCAAAAACAGCAGAGAUGGUUAACUUUUAUAGCACGUACCCCUAUCUUUACUCGAGAGAUUUUGCAGCAUCCAUGGUGAAGCUUGGAAAUAUUGGGGUGCUCACGGGCCAAGACGGACAAAUCCGCAAGAAAUGUGGUUCUGUAAACUACUACUACUAAAAGAUUAUGCUAGAGGCCUGGAAUGAAAAGGGCAAGUAGGUCUGCUUGUAUUGAAACUUAUUACUACUUUAAAGCUCUAGUUGUGGAUGGCUGCAACAAUAAGUAUUAUGUUCUUAACGACAGGAUAGAAUAUUAGUGGCUUGUUUCCAUAGAUAUCUAUGAUGUAACAUUAACUUAACCCCUAAGAAGCAUUAAAAGCGGCAAUCAACAUAAUUACCUUUUUCUUUCC
This is a messenger RNA of Coffea arabica (coffee), 1991 nucleotides long. The record is from RefSeq and is a predicted model, not a curated record. Lineage: Eukaryota; Viridiplantae; Streptophyta; Magnoliopsida; Gentianales; Rubiaceae.